Engraulis encrasicolus (European anchovy) is the source of this 1863-nucleotide messenger RNA. RefSeq lists its product as uncharacterized. The coding region runs from base 442 to 1863 and encodes 473 amino acids. The transcript is spliced from 8 exons. Gene Ontology annotation, biological process: glycerophospholipid biosynthetic process. NCBI's taxonomy places the organism in Eukaryota, Metazoa, Chordata, Actinopteri, Clupeiformes, Engraulidae. Gene Ontology annotation, cellular component: mitochondrion. The record is from RefSeq and is a predicted model, not a curated record.
AUACAACACACACAAGUCCGAGUAUUACGCCAAAAGUGUAUAUCGUGACUCAGUAGGUUUUCAAAUGACAGCCGGCGUAUCAAAUGACAUCACGUAGUCGUUGCACAGCACAGCUGUGUGGGCCUUUUGUUUCCUCGUCGCGCGGCUGUGAGGACGCGCCUUUUCCUAUAUCAUGGUAAACGCUAAAAUAGACUUCGCUGAUCAUCCGUAAACAAUGCAAAGCACACGUAAUGUAUAUUUAACCUCACUACUUUGUUAUUGAGAAGAUCACCGCGAGAGGAUGGUGUCUUUUCCCUCUUCUACCACUACGUUGGACCACCUCCUCAUGUCGUCACAUCUCAGAGCUACAAAAGCUAUAUGGAGGUAUUAGUCGAAGCUGAAACCGGGCAAGAAUAACAGGCGGUGUAAGGGAAGGCCACAAGCUGGCGAAAUCCAACAGAAAUGAAGGCCUUCAAUUCCAUUUAUCGCUCGGUUAACAGCGUAUGUAGCCGGCAAGGCGAUAGAGCGAGCGCGCUGGCCCGAUGCGGUUUCUGCGGCUCGGCAACGUCAAACAGCAAGUUCCAGCCAGACUUUGGCUUGCUGUUUGACAUUGAUGGCGUCCUGGUGCGGGGGAAGACCCCCAUCCCGGCCGCCAAGAGGGCCUUCCAGAAGCUGGUGGAUGCCAGUGGCCAGUUUAUCGUCCCCGUCGUGUUUGUCACCAACGCGGGGAACUGCCUGCGCCAGAAGAAGGCCGACCAGUUGUCCCAUAUUUUGGGAGUGCCUAUCUCCCAAGACCAAGUCAUGAUGUCCCACAGUCCUCUGAGAAUGUUCAGCAAGUACCAUGACAAGUGUGUCCUUGUGUCUGGUCAAGGCCCAGUGUUGGACAUUGCCAAGAACCUGGGCUUCAUGAACGUGGUGACCAUCGACAUGUUGCGGGAGACCUUUCCUCUGCUGGACAUGGUGGACCACAACCGUCGCCCGCGCCUACCGUCCUCCCCCAUUGUAAACCUCCCAAAAGUUGAAGCUGUUAUUCUCUUUGGGGAGCCAAUCAGAUGGGAGACUAACCUGCAGCUGAUAGUGGAUGUGCUCCUGACCAAUGGGAGUCUAGGAAGCUCCUACAUUAACUCCACGGCCAAUCACCUUCCUCUGCUGGCCUGCAAUAUGGACCUCAUGUGGAUGGCCGAAGCACCGUCCCCACGCUUUGGCCAUGGCACGUUCCUGGUGUGUCUGGAGCACAUCUACAAGAAGGUGACGGGCAUGGAGCUGAAGUACGAGGCGCUGAUGGGCAAGCCCAGCGAGCUCACCUACCACUUCGCCGAGUACCUGAUCCGGGAGCAGGCAGCCGAGCGAGGCUGGAGGGCCCCCAUUCGCUCCCUCUACGCCAUUGGGGACAACCUCAUGACCGACAUCUACGGUGCUAACCUCUACAACCGCUACCUCGAGGAACGGGCCAGCAGCAGCACCAAAGCCGUGGCCAAGGCUGCCGCUGUGGCAGGGGCCGGGGGGGCAGGAGGUACAGGGCUCCGCGCCAGCCCCUCCACUACCACCACCACUGGCACCACCACCACCACCAGCAGCAGCAGCACCACGGGCACCACCAGUGCCAGGGUGUCCCAGGAAGUGGACUGCGGCUGGGAGAGCGAGCUGGCGGCGCCCUCGGCCACCUCCUGCAAGUCCAUCCUGGUGUGCACGGGCGUCUACAACCCGCGCACCGAGAUCCCGCCGGACGCGGGCCACGCCACCAUCAAGGAGACGGUGUUCCACGGCCACCGCGACUUCCGCUUCGACCCGGGCCUGGUGGAGCCGGGGCACAUCGUGCAGGACGUGGAGGACGCCGUGGAGCUUAUCUUCCAGCAGGAGAAGAUGCUGGGGACCCCCGUCUAG